GAGAUAGGUUUAUAGUUGGUUAAGUUAAAAACAUCAAUCUUCCAAUCUUGAAUCAAGUGUUACGAAAGACAUGGUGUUACAAAUACACAAAGGGUUUCUGAUUUCCUUAAAAUAUCAAGAAAUUCUAUUAAGAACUUUAUAUUUUGAAAAUAAAAAGAACUUGUCAUCUAACGUAUGUAACGGUAUACCUGAAAUACUUUCAUACUACAAAGGAGAAAAUGGCCGUAAGUCCUGCUCACCAUUUGUUAAAGUUUCGACAUGGGUGCAUGUUAACCGUCAAAUGUUUUCGUUUUCCUUGUGUUAAACAUUUAACAACCACUAUCUUCCGAACAAGUAAUUCAAAAUCUAAGAAUUUAAAAAAACAAGCAAGCGAGCUUUUGGAAUACAGCCAGGAAGAAAAUGUAAAAUCCAUUGCGGCUGAACAUUUUUCCCUCUUUACAAAUUUUAUAACUAGUGAAGAGGAAACGUCUUUAAUCACCGAAAUUGACACGAAAUGGAGACGUUUGAAGUAUCAAAAGGGACACUGGGACAACGCAAUCCAAGACUACAGAGAACUCGAGAUCAGAGAUUGGAGGACACAUAAUGCUUCCAUAAUACAAAGAAUACAAGAGGUUGCUUUUGAUGAUGGAGAUGUCAAAAACAACUUGAUUCACGUGUUGGAUUUAUCACCAAUAGGUUUUAUAAACCCACAUGUAGAUUCCACAAGGUUCUGUGGUCGAGUUAUCGCCGGUUUGAGCCUUCUUUCUUCAUGUGUGAUGAAGUACACUCAUAAAGGUGAUGCCAGUAUUUGGUUCCAGGCCUUACUGCCCCCCAAAUCUCUUUAUAUAAUGAAGGACAGAGUUAGAUAUGAAUUUGAACAUGAAAUUUUAAAGAAUGAAGACUCAAUGUUUAAAGGAGAAAAAGUCACAAAAUCAAGACGCGUGUCAUUGCUAUGCAGAAGCAAACCACACAUAGAACAUGAUGAUAAACCUGGACAGCUUUUUAAACCUAUAACUUUGUUCGAAAAUACAUAAUAGAUGUAAUUUGUCAUUUAUAUAUUACUUUAAUGCAUAUAAUGCAAUAUACAGCCAGCCUUUAAAUAAAAACACAACUUCAAGUUGAAAUGAACAAAAAUGUCACUAGUAGGUUUUUUAAGGUACCAUUUGUAAUACAAAUUGUUGUUACGAUUAUGUCAUUUUUAAUAAAAAAAAUUUUUGCACCAAAAA
Molecule: messenger RNA, 1205 nt
Organism: Ciona intestinalis (vase tunicate)
Lineage: Eukaryota; Metazoa; Chordata; Ascidiacea; Phlebobranchia; Cionidae
Product: alpha-ketoglutarate-dependent dioxygenase alkB homolog 7, mitochondrial-like
Biological process (GO): DNA damage response; fatty acid metabolic process
Cellular component (GO): mitochondrial matrix
Source: RefSeq, a predicted model, not a curated record